This is a messenger RNA of Psylliodes chrysocephalus, 513 nucleotides long. Lineage: Eukaryota; Metazoa; Arthropoda; Insecta; Coleoptera; Chrysomelidae. The record is from the annotation of a GenBank genome assembly.
AUGUGCCCCGAAAAGGUAAAUUUAUUUAAAACUGUCAGUUUGUCAGCAAACGCCGUUGCUUGGAGGGUACAAGACAUUGCAGAAAAUAUAUCAUCUCAACUAUUGUAUCUCAACCAUCUGACAAAAAUGGACAUCUUGAGUGGUUUUCUCUGGCCUUGGACUGCUCAGGUUGUGAUUUUUAUUCGAGGAAUAGAUAAAAGCUAUGAAGUGUAUGAAGAACUUCUUGAUAUUGUUAGUAUUCAUGGCACGACUACUGGGGAAGAUAUUUUAAGGGAGUUGAAAAUGCCAUUAAUAAAAAAGAAUCUUCGAUGGAAAAACUUGAAAUCUUUUACAACUGAUAGAGGCAAAAACAUGUGUGGUAAAAAUAAAGGAGUGGUUGCUCUUGUGUCAAAGGCUGUAGAAAAUGUUGGUGGUUCAAAUCCAUUAGUCUUACAUUGUAUCAUUCAUCAACAGUCCUUGUGCGGAAAAUGUUUGGACAUGUCUGAAGUUCUAAAACCAGUCAUCAUGGGCUAA